CAGUGUCUUGUCAGUCAGACACACGAUCAGCUUUAACAUAUCGACACCCAGCAUCAUGAUGUACAUGGCCGUCAGUGUUUACUGGAUCUCUGUUCUCCUGGUGCCCAGUGUGGCUCAGCAGAUGUCAGCUCGUGUAGUUAAUGGCACAGCAGACGCAGGACGUCUAGAGAUAUUGUACGAUGGAACUUGGGGCACAGUGUGUGGCAGUGUAUUUGGACAGAGAGAGGCCUUGGUAGCCUGCAGGAUGCUGGGAUUUAACAGUACAACAGCAGUAGCCGUAGGGUCAGCCAAGUACGGAGCAGGCUCUGGUCCUAUUCUGUUCAGUGACCUGCGGUGUGUGGGGAACGAAACCAGCCUGGCGCAGUGUCAACACUCGGGGCUCUACAUAUCCUACUGUGAACACUGGCAGGAUGUCGGCGUCAUGUGCAACAUCACUCAGCAGAUGUCAGCUCGUGUAGUUGGUGGCACAGCAGACGCAGGACGUCUAGAGCUAUUGUACGAUGGAACUUGGGGCACAGUGUGUGGCAAGCGAUUUGGAAAUAAAGCAGCCUUGGUAGCCUGCAGGAUGCUAGGAUUCAACAGACACGACACUAACACCUACACCACACUCGGUGCUAUACUGCGAAGAGCACGUGACGAGAAGGAAACACUUUGCAAUGAAGUCAAAGCCACACCGAUGACAGCCCGGUUACAUGGCGGCACGUCUGAGGCAGGACGUCUAGAAAUAUCGGUCAACGGAGAAUGGACUACAGUGUGUGAGGGUGGAUUUGGAGAGAGCGAAGUCGAAGUCGCUUUAAGGAUGCUGGGACUCAACAGCACUGGACAAGCAGCUGUUAAGUCUCUUCUAUUUAACGAUGGCUCACGAUUUCGAUUUGGGUAUAUAAACUGUCAGGGAAUGGAAACAAGUCUUCAACAAUGCGAUAUAGGACAACUUAACAAAAGCGACUGCCUGGAUGUCGGUAUCAUUUAUGACUUCAAAAGCUUUAGUCUACAACUGACAGGAACUCGCCGUACAGACAGUAACAUGGGGCGUGUAGAAGUGGAGAUUAGAAGUAAACAAUUUAGCACAGUGUGUGUAAACAACGAGAAAACUGCCGCAGUCAUCUGCAGACAACUCAAUUUAACCUCAAAUGGUGCAGCACUGGUAGACGGUCGGGUGUUUGGAGCAAACACAAGCCCUUUACUUGAAGCUGCAUUUUUUUGUGAUGGUAACGAAAACAGUCUGUUUGAGUGUGGCUGGAAUGAAAGUACGAAGGAAUGCUAUGCCGAUGACGUUGGCGUGGUUUGCAGCAAAGAUUACACACUUUAUAUAGUUUCGGAGACCGAAAAGUACCCUUUUAUGGAAGGGACAAAGGGAGUUCUAAUGUGUGUAAAACCACGAAAGUACAUUCAGGUACUUGAAUAUACAUGGUCAGGCAAAGAUGAUGGUCCUUCUCGAGGAAAUCGUCUGUUCUACGAUAAUCUGACGAGAGAGUACAAUGGGCGCGAAAUAUCUUGUGAAGCCUCUAAUCCUGACGGUGCCUCUGGUCCUGGUGAACGCCUACGGAGUGGACGUUUUGUGUUAAGCGUUUACUGUGAGUAG
Molecule: messenger RNA, 1582 nt
Organism: Pomacea canaliculata
Lineage: Eukaryota; Metazoa; Mollusca; Gastropoda; Architaenioglossa; Ampullariidae
Product: scavenger receptor cysteine-rich domain superfamily protein-like
Exons: 10
Coding region: 56-1582 (508 amino acids)
Cellular component (GO): membrane
Source: RefSeq, a predicted model, not a curated record